AUGAUAGCGAGGAGUGAAUUCAUACCCCAAAUACAUGAGCGUUUUGAGAGAAACCUUGUGAGGAAAAAGGUUUAUGCGUAUGGAGUGAAGCGAAUUAAUUUGGAGCAAAUUGGAGAAAAGCUGGAAAAAGUGCCUAGUUCCUCAAAAGUGCCUCCAGACACUAUUGAGGAACUGGCCCGGAUUACUUUCUGCGAAUCCUUUGUGGCCAAUUCCUCAAAAGUGCCUCCAGACACUAUUGAGGAACUGGCCCGGAUUUCUUGGUUUGCACUCUAUUUAGACAGUAAUCCUGUUCUGAUAUCUACUCUACUCUUGCGCUACGGCGUUUUCUUCCGUGGUGAUGAAGAUAGAGAUAUAAAAUAUACAAAAAUAGCAGUGGAAGAAGCAUACAAAGGUGUAGAAUGUAGAGAUGGAGGCCCAUUUGGUGCAGUUAUUGUUCUUAAUGAUCAAAUUGUUGUGAGAUGCCACAAUUUGGUUCGGAGAAACAAAGACCCUACUGCUCAUGCUGAAACUACUGCUAUUAGAGAGGCCUGCAAGAAGCUUGAUCGAGUCGACCUCUCAGAUUGUGAAAUUUAUGCUUCAUGUGAGCCAUGUCCAAUGUGCUUUAGUGCCAUUUAUUUUUCAAAAAUAAAGAGGUUAGUUUACGGAGCGAAAGCUGAAGCAGCAAUGUCUGUAGGAUUUGAUGGUUUCGUCGGUGAGAGUCAUAAAUUGACUUGGAUUUAUCAGAAGGGUCAUUUGGAGAUCAAGAAAAUUGAUGAUAGUGAUGCCGAUUUUGCGGAACGAGUAUUUGAAGAAACGAAAGGGAAAAUUACUCCUUUUAAGAUCUAAUCCUUUGUUCUUGAUCAUGUACUGAAAUCAUUGUACUUUAAUUUUUUUUGGAGGAGGUUGAGAGCACACAUUAAUCAAAUCUGUAUUAUGAUUAUUUUAAUCGGUAUAUUUGUACUCAAAAUCGAGCAAUGAGCGUCUCAUGUUUGAGUAUUUCUAGUUCCAAAUAUUUCAAAGCAGAUGGGAGCAUCGAUGGACUACUAGUUGUCUGCCAUAACGAGGUGCGUUGAAUAGAAGAUUAAUUUUGUUGUAAUUGCAGUUUCUAAACAUCUUAUAACUUUUUUGUUUGGAUAAAAUUUAUGGUUAAUUGUAAAUUAACUCACGAACUUUAGCCUCA
Mercurialis annua (annual mercury) is the source of this 1159-nucleotide messenger RNA. Its product is annotated as guanosine deaminase-like. Lineage: Eukaryota; Viridiplantae; Streptophyta; Magnoliopsida; Malpighiales; Euphorbiaceae. Gene Ontology annotation, molecular function: zinc ion binding; guanosine deaminase activity. Gene Ontology annotation, biological process: purine nucleoside catabolic process. The record is from RefSeq and is a predicted model, not a curated record. The coding region runs from base 1 to 825 and encodes 274 amino acids. The transcript is spliced from 6 exons.